This is a messenger RNA of Coccidioides posadasii C735 delta SOWgp, 2986 nucleotides long. RefSeq lists its product as uncharacterized. Gene Ontology annotation, biological process: mRNA splicing, via spliceosome. Gene Ontology annotation, molecular function: GTPase activity; U5 snRNA binding; GTP binding. NCBI's taxonomy places the organism in Eukaryota, Fungi, Ascomycota, Eurotiomycetes, Onygenales, Onygenaceae. The record is from RefSeq and is a predicted model, not a curated record. Gene Ontology annotation, cellular component: U2-type catalytic step 2 spliceosome; cytosol; U4/U6 x U5 tri-snRNP complex.
AUGCCGGCCCAGAGCUAUGCCUACGAUCUGGAGUCAGAGGAAGAGGAAGAAGCGGCCGCUCCAGAUCAGCAAUUGAUGGAAAUAGACGAGCAGGGCCCCUCCAAUGCCGUCAUCCUCCAUGAAGACAAACAGUACUAUCCGACCGCGCAGCAGGUCUACGGCGCAGAAGUGGAGACGUUGGUAGAAGAAGAAGAUGCACAGCCGUUGACCCAGCCGAUUAUUGCUCCGAUACAACAGAAGAAAUUUGCCGUCCAGGAAGCGGAUUUGCCCCCGGUGUUUUAUUCGCGCGAGUUCAUGACAGACAUGCUGAAUUUCCCGGGACAAAUACGAAAUAUCGCUCUCGUGGGGCAUAUCCAUCAUGGGAAAACCGCGUUCAUGGACACCCUCGUGAUGGAAACACACGACCUUGCUGUGAAACUAGACCGAAGAACGGGGAAAGCAAAAGAUGAACAGCUACGAUAUACAGAUGUGCACCUUCUUGAACGAGAGAGAGGUUUGUCCAUAAAAUCUGCACCAAUGAGUUUAGUAUUGCAGGGUACAAAAGGAAAAUCCUACUUGUUUAACGUCCUCGAUACUCCCGGCCACGUCAAUUUCGUGGACGAAGUGGCGGCUUCGCUUAGAUUGGUUGACGGUGUGGUCCUUGUUGUGGAUGUGGUGGAAGGUGUUCAGAUCAACACAGAACAGAUCAUUAAAUACGCCGUCCUUGAAGAUCUCCCCCUCACGCUGGUCGUGAAUAAGAUGGAUCGCCUAAUCCUCGAGCUUAAACUAAAUCCGACUGACGCUUAUUUCAAGCUCAAACAUGUGAUUGAAGAAGUCAACACUGUCAUUGAAAAGACAUUGCCUGGGCAGGGAGAAAAACGAAGGUUGAGCCCUGAGAAGGGUAAUGUUGCAUUCGCAUGUACGGCCAUGAACUGGUGCUUUACCCUUCAGUCAUUCGCGAAGAUGUAUGCCGAUACAUUCUCCAAAGUUGACAUCUCAGAGUUUGCCGUUCGCCUAUGGGGAGACAUUUUCUUCAGCCCUAAAAGCAGAAAAUUCACAAGAAAGGGGGUAGAGGAAACCUCCGAACGCUCCUUCGUACAUUUUGUCUUAGAGCCUAUUUACAAAAUUUUUUCCCAUACGAUCAGUGAGAGUCCAGAAGAUCUGAAGGAUACCCUUGCUACGCUUGGGAUUAGCUUAAAGCCCUCGCAGCUGAAGUCGGAUGCAAGAGUCCUCCUGAAGCUGGUGUGCGAGCAAUUCUUUGGGCCCGUGGGAGGAUUUGUGGACAUGAUCGUGGAUCACAUCCCGUCUCCAGUAGAAGGGGCACCCAAGCUUCUUGAGAAGUAUUACACAGGCCCUCUUGACACAAAGAUUGCCGCCGGGAUGUUAUCUUGUGAUCAGGACGGCCAGCUUGUUGUUCAUAUCACGAAGUUAUUUAAUACCCCCGAUGCAGCUGGGUUCUAUGCUUUUGGGAGAAUUAUGAGCGGCACGGCCCGUCCAGGCCAGCAAGUCAGGGUGCUAGGACAAGGAUAUACUGUCGAUGAUGAAGAAGAUAUGGUCGUGUCUACGAUUGCAGACACAUUUAUUGCUGAAUCUCGCUACAAUAUAUACACGAGCGGCGUUCCCGCCGGAAAUUGGGUGCUCUUAAGUGGCAUAGACAAUUCAAUUGUCAAAACAGCUACGCUCGUUCCCCUACGCCUUGAAGAUGAUGAAGAUGCUUACAUCUUCAAACCUAUCCGGCAUAUGACCGAAUCUGUGUUUAAGGUGGCCGUUGAGCCUAUUAACCCUUCUGAGCUCCCCAAGAUGUUGGAAGGACUACGAAAAAUAAACAAAAGCUACCCCCUCAUCUCUACAAAAGUUGAAGAAUCUGGUGAACAUAUUGUUCUUGGGACAGGUGAGCUCUAUAUGGAUUGUGUGCUCCAUGACCUCCGUCGACUAUACGCCGAAAUGGAGCUCAAGGUUUCAGAUCCGGUAACACGAUUUUGUGAAACUGUCGUUGAGACAUCUGCCAUUAUGUGCUAUGCAAUGACACCGAAUAAGAAGAAUAAAAUCACCAUGGUUGCUGAACCCUUGGACGAUGGCAUCGCUGAAGAUAUAGAAGCCGGACACGUUCGCAUUCGGGACCCUACAAGGAAGGUUGCUAGAUUUUUCGAGGAAAAAUAUGACUGGGACAAGUUGGCCGCUCGGAGUAUCUGGGCAUUUGGACCAGAUGAAAUGGGACCAAAUAUACUCCAGGACGAUACUCUACCAUCUCAAGUCGACAAAAAGCUGCUUGGUACGGUAAGAGAUUCUAUCCGUCAAGGGUUUAGCUGGGGCACCCGUGAAGGCCCUCUAUGUGAAGAACCCAUUCGAAACACCAAAUUCCGCCUCACAGAUAUCACACUUGCCGAUCAAGCCAUCUUCCGUGGCGGUGGCCAGAUCAUUCCCACAACGCGAAGAGCCAUUUACUCCUCCUUCCUCUUGGCCUCUCCACGCCUCAUGGAACCGAUCUAUACAUGCUCCAUGAUAGGCCCGGCUGACUCGGUUGCAUCUAUAUACACUGUACUCUCCCGGCGUCGGGGGCAUGUUCUCACUGAUGGUCCUAUUGCAGGCACUCCCCUCUAUUCUGUUCGUGGAUUAAUACCAGUGAUUGAUUCCUUUGGCUUUGAAACGGAUCUUAGGAUCCAUACACAGGGCCAGGCGACGGUAUCUCUAGUAUUUGACAAGUGGAGCGUGGUUCCUGGUGACCCGUUGGAUAGAGAGGUGAAACUGCGGCCUCUAGAGAUGGCUAGUGCGAUGGCGACGGCGAGAGAUUUUGUGCUAAAAACAAGACGGCGGAAAGGUUUGGCAGAGGACGUUACUGUUAGUAAAUUCUUAGAGCCGGAGUUGUGGAAGGGCUUGAAGGAGAGUGGAGUUCUUGGUGAAGGGUGAACCUGGGUCUAAACACGGCAUAUAUGUGCAUGUAUUAUAAUAUGAGCAACUGGUGAUUUGAAAUCAAGCCAUUGAAUAAAUAGCUAUUUACAGAUCCUGU